This is a messenger RNA of Daucus carota subsp. sativus, 2794 nucleotides long. Its product is annotated as BEL1-like homeodomain protein 9. Gene Ontology annotation, biological process: regulation of transcription by RNA polymerase II. NCBI's taxonomy places the organism in Eukaryota, Viridiplantae, Streptophyta, Magnoliopsida, Apiales, Apiaceae. The transcript is spliced from 5 exons. The record is from RefSeq and is a predicted model, not a curated record. Gene Ontology annotation, molecular function: RNA polymerase II cis-regulatory region sequence-specific DNA binding; DNA-binding transcription factor activity, RNA polymerase II-specific. The coding region runs from base 549 to 2459 and encodes 636 amino acids.
GUUCCAGUCUCAAUAGGAAUCCAAGAUGUGUCUUCGUUCAUAUAUUGUACUUGUUAAUUAUCUUCAUACGCUUAAUUUGUCUUCUGAUAUUUGCUAAUAUCUAAAAAAAACUAUGGAAGUGGAUCUUGUUCAAAUUUCAGCUUCAGGUACAGUGCAUGAUCUUCACUUGAUUUAUGAGUUUGACGGAGUUCAUUUUUAAUAAUUAGGGCUUUCAUGUGACAAAGAGUAACGCCAAUUACUUGACAGGCUUUAUGAUUCUUUUGUUUAAGCUAAUUUAGCUUUUAUCUGGGAUUUCUUUAUUCUUUUGCGUAGUGGCAGGUUAUCACUAGCCGAGUAAAAACUAAAUUAUACACUGUUUUUAAACAGUCUUUCACUGUUCUCCUUUUUUCUUGUUACCAAGAAUCAACAGUGUUUCAUGCUUACUUUCUCCAGUUUGUAAGAACUGUGCUUCUUACCUUUCUUGUUCUCCACUAGUUAGAAUUCAUUUGACCAGCUUUUCACCUAUUACAACACAGAUUUUAUAGGAUCAAAUACAGCCGAAGGAUUUGAUGGAGAUGAACAACAUUCCUGGAGGCGGAUCGCAUGUUGCGCAGCAUAGAUGGCGUGAUAAGCUAAGAGCUCAACAGCAGAAUUCUUUUGACCAUAAUUUUGAACAAUUGUGGCUUCAUCAAGUGCAUAUCCCGGAUCCUGAUGACCAGUUUCGUAAUUCUAAGUAUGGGACAUUAUCGCCGCAUGAUCAAACUGUGUUUUCAUCCCAAACGCUGAAUUCUGCGACAAAAUGUUCACAAAAUGACUGUUUUAGCAAUUCAAUGAUUUCUAGCUAUCUUCCGCACCCGGAUUCAUCAUCCAACCUCAACUUGUUGGCUGACAAUUACACGGGUAAUCUGAAUGCAUCUUUUCUUGCAGAUGUAACAAACGAUGUUUGUGCAUACCCUAGGCAGCCUCAUUGUUAUAGUUAUCAAGAUGUUGCACAUUCGUCAUUAGGUGAAAGUAGCAAUAAUAUUAUAACUUCUCCAUUUGACUACCAAAAUACCCUUGUGAAUGUUGAAGAGCUUGAUAUGGCUAGGUAUAGUGCAAAGGAUUCAAAUGAAGUACUCCUUCAUUUUCUUCCGAGUUUCGGUGAGAGUAACUCAUUAUCUAACACACCGGUGGAUCAAGCCUUCCGACAAUGGAAUGUCGAAAGUGUAGCAAAUAAGAGUCAUGAUCCACAAGGCUUAUCAUUGUCGCUUUCAGUUGAUAUCCUAGAGUCUAGUAAUUUAGACGAAACUCGGUGUUCCAAGGCCUUGAAGUACUCUAAUUAUUUGUGUUCGACUUCUAAGCAGUCAUGCGCAGGAAGUAAAGGCGGGUUCGGUGUCGAAUACGGUCGCAGAAACAUACACAAUGUAGCUGGGCCGCAUGGUCCUUUCACAGGUUAUGCUUCUAUUCUGAAGGAUUCAAAAUAUCUGAAGCCGACGCUGGAGUUGUUGGAGGAUCUGUGUGGCUCGAAACAAAAAAUAAGUGAAAUUUAUCCGGAUAAAAUAGACGACGAAGAGGAGUUCUUAGGAAGCAGCGCUAGUGAAUCUUCUUGGCCUACAUAUCAUAAAAAGAUGGUAAAUUUGUUGUAUCUGCAACAAGAGGUUUGCAGAAAAUACAAACAAUAUCAGCAGCAAAUGCAGAUGGUGAUUUCGUCAUUCGAAUCAGUGGAAGGUGUUAGUUCUGCAACCCCCUACAUUUCGGUGGCUGUCAAGACAAUCUCCAUGAACUUUCGGUGCCUCAAGGACGCGAUCUCGGACCAACUCAAACACACGGGAAAAGAAUUAGGAGAGGCUUUGUCAUCGCCAACUGCGGGUACUAGUAGUCAUACUAUUCUAAAGCAAAAAACUUGUGCGAGCAAUCAUCGUGUCUCCAGAUUUGAAAAACAACCUGUUUGGAAGCCUCAGAGAGGCCUCCCUGAACGCGCUGUGUCCGUGCUUAGAGCUUGGCUUUUUGAACACUUUCUUCACCCGUACCCAACAGAUAGUGAUAAGCAUAUGCUGGCUAUUCAAACUGGAUUAACUCGAAAUCAGGUCUCGAACUGGUUCAUCAAUGCACGAGUGCGUAUCUGGAAACCAAUGGUUGAGGAAAUACAUUCCCUCGAAACAAAAGCUCUGGCAGAAGCAAGCUCACGCAUGACAAGAGAUAAAGUCCGCGAGAAGAUGGUUUCGGAAUGUGCUAGCCUCCAAUAUAAUUAUGACCAUCCAGCAAACAGGCAAUCUGGAAUGGAUGCAUUUACGAACAAUGAUAGGAGAUCAAGGGAAGAUUUCUGGAAUGAGGAGAAACGAUCAAGAACUGAAUGUCAUAUUCCUGUUAGCAUAGACGGCUCCUUGGUGAGUUUAGUGCCGUAUCAACAAGAGCAAGAUGGACAGGGAAAUGUGUCACUUACAUUGGGUCUCAGGCAAAAUGUGCAGCAACAGAUGCAUCAACAUGGACAACAUUUGUGAGGUCAGAUCAUGAUUAGUGAUUUCGAUGUUUUAUAAUGUGUAACUAAAUUUUAUGGGAAUAAACGUGUAGAUGACGUGUUGACUAGAAUAAAUUUAACCUUGUGCAUGACAUUGUAAUGAUCUGGUUGUUGUAUUUGUUCAUGCAUGUAGGGAGAUGUAAUAGAUGCCAUUUGUUAUGGCGGAUCUAAUAACGAAUAUUUGAAGUUGUCCAACUAUAUUUCAUGUACUUGUAUUAUAUGAUACUUAUAAAUUAUUAUUAGCAUUAACAAUUACAUGAUGCAGCAAGUAUAAGGAAAAGAGAUGAUAUACAAGGCCCGUUUGAUUUGCAGAAGCAA